CAAGGGGAGUAACUGCUUAAUUACGUAAAGUUCAAAUAUAAACAUUUGUUUACAUGAGAUUAAUGGGCUUUCAUGUCAUUUAACAUUCAUUUUAAAAGGUUAUCAUAAUAUCGAAACAAAUCUCGGAUACAUCUGGGUCACUUUGUUCGAGUAUAGACUAUUCACACCGAUACUCGCCUUAUUUGUAUUUACCUGAGAAAAAUGGCGGAUGAUUGUUUACAUCUCGACAGAUUAAUUCCUGACUGAUGGAUCAUCACAGAAAGCAAUAUACGAACUCAAGUCACUCUACAGAGAUGGCAUGCAUACGACAAUGAGUGUGCGACGGUGUCUGUGCAGCCGACAUACGUUCGUCUGGCUGCUUGUGUUCCACGCAACGGCGCUCGGGGUCCUCCUGCUUAUGCUGUUCGACCGUUUGACGUCAUCACCCACCAAUCCAUACCACAAGGCCGCGUUCGAACGCUGGAUGAACAUACGGGAUAAUUUUGACGUGUAUCAGAAAGAACAGAUCCAACAAGACGAGAUGAUGAAACACAAGGUACAAUGGCGGCAAAUGGACGCCGUGAUGAGUUUUAACGAUAUAAAUAAAGACCCUCACAAUACAGCAGAGGAGUUUACAGCUCUUCAGAAGAGAAUAAAGGAGGAAGAGAGACGGAUGGAUGAGGCUGUGAAAAGCGCUAAUGUCCCUUUAGAUUACAUACCACCUGUACCUGAAUUCUCCGAGAUUGAUAUAGUGCCAUACUUAGCUAGUAACAUAACCAAUAAGUAUUUGCGAUUACCAAAGAGCCUUAAAGGAAAGAAAUCGUUUAAAAAAGAAAUUGUGAUACUGACGCCAGUGUGUGAUGUGGCGCAUUUAAUAGAGAACUUCGUCAAGGCGUUAGCGAAUCUCUCUUACCCUCACGAGAAGAUGUCUGUCUAUUUUGGCGAGGACAGCAGUACGGAUGAGACAUACAGUGCGGUGCUACUCGCUGCUCAGGAGCUUAAGUCAAAACAUGGCUUUAGGGACGCCGCUGUGUUCAGGUUUAAUGUUAGUGGCGGCGUCCACGGAAGCUGGGAUGAUAUUCACGCCAAAGGGAAUCAGCUGUUGAGAAGAUCUCAUCUCGCAAAGGCCAGAAACAUGCUGCUCAAGGAGAGCCUUUCAAAAACACACCCAGACUAUGUUCUAUGGAUAGACAGUGAUGUGAAAACGCUACCCGAUAAUCUCAUUCAACAUUUGCUGUAUGCGAAGUCGGACGUGGUUGUGCCUUCAUGCUUAUUCAUUCAGGGACGUUUUAAGAAGUUCUAUGACCGUAAUUCAUGGCGUGAGACGCCCACCUCUAUAGAAGAUCAGGCCGAACUCCCAAAGGACGUGCUCUUGGUCGAAGGCUACAGCCACUCGACUCGCAUCUUCCUGCCGGACCUGAAGGCGGAGGGUCGUGUCGUGCAUUUAGACGGCGUCGGCGGCUGCGUCCUCAUGGUACGGACGGAGUGUCACCGGAAGGGACUGGUGUUUACUGAGGAAGUGUAUGAACACCAUAUAGAGACGGAGGGUCUGGGAAAGAUGGCCAACAAUAUGGGCUUCAGCGUUAACGGUCUACCCUGGGUUGAAGUGUUCCACAACUAAGACCAAUAUUUCUGUUGUUUUGUCGGACGUUUUAACUCUUACAGAAUGUCGGAUUGGGGAUGGGGGAACUAAAUCAUUGCGGCUACGUCAAAAUAUAAAUAUAAUAUAUUUAUAAACUAUAGGUAUUAGCCAUUAGACGAUUAUGCAUGUCAUAUAUUUUGUCGACACAACAUGUUGUUACUAUGACAGCAAUACAAGUGUGAAUACUAGCUAUGUUUAUGAAAUAUUUGUGUACAGGUAGAUAGGUGUAGCAUACUAGGCUUCGUGAAGGAGGCUCCAGCAGUGCCAUCCAUAUCCUGUUCAUAUUUAUCUUGGUUACACCUAUUAUUUUCCGCACGGUCUUAUUUUGUCUGCUCGGUCAUGGGUUUUGGAAGUAGGAUAGUUAAGUAGUUUAAGGUCGAUUGAAGGUCGAUACUAUAUUACUUUCUAGUUUAGACAUGUAUUUCAUCUUGUAUGUUUGUACUUUGUUUCUAGUUUAGACAUGUAUUUCAUCUUGUAUGUUUGCACUAUGUUUUAGGUCGUUUGAAAAACGUCCGUCAUAGACUUGGUGUCGUCUUCGGCGUGUACACACUUUAACCUCUGCCAUACAAAAUUGUUCAAUAUAUUCAAAUGAUAGUUGGUAUAUAUGUUGUCAGAUACUGGACACACAUAUAAAGCGAAUCUUCGAAAGGUUAUGCCCUUUGUCGACGGGUAAACAGACGAGCUCCAAGGCGCUCUUGUUUACCAACGGAAAGGACAGACGAGCUCCACGAUGCUCUCGUUUACCAACAGAUUGAACAGACGAACUCCACGGCGCUCUCGUUGACCAACGGAUCGAACAGACGAGCUCCACGGCGCUCUCGUUUACCAAUGGAAAGAACAGACGAGUUUACCAACGGACAGAACAGACGAGCUCCACGGCGCUCUUGUUUACCAAACGGAUAGAACAGACGAGCUACACGGCGCUCUUGUUUACCAACGGAUAGCACAGACGAGCUACACGGCGCUCUUGUUUACCAACGGUUAGCACAGACGAGCUCCACGGCGCUCUCGUUUACCAACGGAUAGCACAGACGAGCUCCACGGCGCUCUCGUUUACCAACGGAUAGCACAGACGAGCUCCACGGCGCUCUCGUUUACCAACGGAUAAAACAGACGGGCUACACGGCGCUCUCGUUUACCAACGGAUAGAACAGACGAGCUACACGGCGCUCUUGUUUACCAACGGAUAGAACAGACGAGCUACACGGCGCUCUCGUUUACCAACGGAUAGCACAGACGAGCUACACGGCGCUCUUGUUUACCAACGGAUAGCACAGACGAGCUACACGGCGCUCUCGUUUACCAACGGUUAGCACAGACGAGCUACACGGCGCUCUCGUUUACCAACGGAUAGCACAGACGAGCUACACGGCGCUCUCGUUUACCAACGGAUAGCACAGACGAGCUCCACGGCGCUCUCGUUUACCAACGGAUAGCACAGACGUGCUACACGGCGCUCUCGUUUACCAACGGAUAGCACAGACGAGCUACACGGCGCUCUCGUUUACCAACGGAUAGAACAGACGAGCUACACGGCACUCUUAUUUUUCAGAUGUUUGGUGUAACAAUUCAAUAUGUUCCUAAUCUUUGCUUUUUAUAUUUUUAUAUUGUUGUUAUAAACCUUUUUUCCAACAAGUGACACAUUUGACACCAACAUGAGUCAAGUAAGAUUUUAAACAGGGAAGAUUGUUAUUUUUAAACUUUAGACGGUACAAUCGGUUGUUUUUAACUUCAACUUGUAAGAUUGUUAGUUAGAUUGUUUGUUUUAAAAACGCACAAUAUAGAUUGAUGUGAAACCUC
Messenger RNA from Mya arenaria, 3421 nucleotides. RefSeq lists its product as uncharacterized. The transcript has 3 exons. Gene Ontology annotation, molecular function: alpha-1,6-mannosyltransferase activity. NCBI's taxonomy places the organism in Eukaryota, Metazoa, Mollusca, Bivalvia, Myida, Myidae. The record is from RefSeq and is a predicted model, not a curated record. Gene Ontology annotation, biological process: protein N-linked glycosylation; cell wall mannoprotein biosynthetic process. Bases 299 to 1600 code for a protein of 433 amino acids. Gene Ontology annotation, cellular component: mannan polymerase complex.